Trypanosoma brucei brucei TREU927 is the source of this 1746-nucleotide messenger RNA. Its product is annotated as phosphatidylinositol 4-kinase, putative. NCBI's taxonomy places the organism in Eukaryota, Euglenozoa, Kinetoplastea, Trypanosomatida, Trypanosomatidae. Gene Ontology annotation, cellular component: membrane; cytoplasm. The record is from RefSeq and is a predicted model, not a curated record. Gene Ontology annotation, molecular function: 1-phosphatidylinositol 4-kinase activity. Bases 1 to 1746 code for a protein of 581 amino acids. The transcript has a single exon. Gene Ontology annotation, biological process: phosphatidylinositol-mediated signaling; phosphatidylinositol phosphate biosynthetic process.
AUGUCGAAUGCUUUGUUUUGUCUUCACAGGCUUCUGGAGGUACUGCUGUACCUACCGAGGGGUUCUCAGGAUGAGCAAAUGGCUCUUGUUCAAAAUCUGCAUGAGUUCCCCCUUGCAACCAUUGAAAGGGUCUUCCUUCAAAUAUCUCAUGCUUGUAUCACGCACAAGGGUCCGGAGGUAAGUAACCGCCUGCGACGUUUUAUGCAUUGGCUGGCGGGGCGAUCUUUUACCUUGGCGUUGCGGCUCUCAUGGACAGUGGACUCGGUACGCGACGUGUUUUCGGCCGUUGGGCUUGGAGGGCGCGUGAAGGAAGUGCACGACAAGAUCGAGAGUUUUGCCAUCAACCGCAAGGGUGUAGCAGAUCGAACCAACAACACUGACGGGGUAGAGGAAGAGAUUAGGCGCAAGGAACUGCGACUUAAGCUUUUCAACGAUGAGAGAGCAUUCCUCAAUCUUAUCACCAACUUGAGUAAACAUUUAAUUUCGUUCACCAAGAGAGAUCGGCGACAACAUGAGCUAAAGAAGGAGCUGGAUGAAAUCAACAAAUCACUGAGGUCGCAGUCACUCAUAUGCCCUUUGGGUUGUAAUGACGAUCCGGUAAAGUGGAUUGUAAACAUCGUUGUUGAAGAUAGUGUCGUAUUCUUUUCUCGUGAGAGAGCGCCGUUUCUCCUUCGAUGCGAAGUCAUUGUUGAUUCCACUGCAACUGUCAAUGACCCAACUACAUCUAAGUUACGACUUCCCAAUGGAAAGUUUAAAAUUUCGGCGGAAUCAGAUGAAUUGAUGGAGGAGCAGUCGCUGGACCGAAGGGGGGAAGAUGUAGGAGGGGAGGUAACUGCGAUCAAGUCCGCUUCCCCUGACAUGAAGUUGUUUCGGAAGGUCUUUGGAGAGCUUCCGGAGGAACGAGCUGCUCGUCUGCGCGAGAAGUCAUUCUUUGGGAGGCAUCCUAAUUGGGGUACAGCCACAUUUGUGGUCAAAGGUGGAGAUAAUUUGCGGCAAGAGGAGUUGGCGUUACAACUUGUUGACCUCUUCAACAAUAUAUGGAAGAAUGCCGGACUUACAUGCUCUCUUGUCCCCUAUAGGGCACUUGCCGUCGGUGUGGAUUCUGGAAUUAUUGAGUGUGUAGAGGGUGCCUGUUCCAUUGAUGGAAUCAAGAAGUCAUGUCAGAUGGCGUACCUUCCCCAGUUCUUCAAUGAGGCCUUUGGUGGCAAGGGUUCCCAAAGAUAUAGGGAGGCUCAGCGAAAUUUCGUGGAGACAAUGGCUGGUUACAGUAUCUUUACCUAUAUCCUUCAGGUGAAAGAUAGACACAACGGGAACAUUUUGAUAAGGGCAGACGGCCGUUUGGUGCACAUAGACUUUGGUUUUAUGCUCGUCACAUCUCCCGGUGGUGUCAACUUCGAAUCAGCCCCUUUCAAACUGUCACAAGAGCUCCUUGAAGUAAUGGGAGGUGUUGGAAGUUCACCAUUUAAUUACUUUAAGCUAUUGUUCUUCUUGGGGAUGAGAGCCAUACGCGAGAAAGCUGAUGAUAUCGUAGCACUUGUCUCGCUAAUGACGCCUUACAACACUUUGCCUUGUUUCGGGGCCUCUCCUGAAGUUGCCAUCCAGCAACUGCGGUCCCGCUUUCGUUUGGAUCUAGAGGACGAGGGAGAUUUUGCACUUUAUAUUAAGGAACUCAUUGUCGGUAGUGUGGACAACUGGAGGACGAGGCGGUACGAUCAGUUCCAAACUCUCCAGAAUGGUAUACUCUAG